Messenger RNA from Schistosoma mattheei, 1764 nucleotides. The record is from the annotation of a GenBank genome assembly. NCBI's taxonomy places the organism in Eukaryota, Metazoa, Platyhelminthes, Trematoda, Strigeidida, Schistosomatidae.
AUGAAGACCGUUGAAAGUUUACGUGGGAACAUGUUCUCGUGUUUGCUACUAUUGUCGUACAUUUUGUGUUUGGUGUCGUGCGAAGAGAAGAAAGAAGAUUACGGAACUGUUAUUGGAAUCGAUUUAGGCACUACAUAUUCUUGUGUUGGUGUAUUUCAAGGAGGCCGAGUUGAGAUUAUUGCGAAUGAUCAGGGUAACAGGAUUACUCCCUCAUACGUAGCAUUCACUCCGGAAGGAGAGCGAUUAAUUGGGGAUGCUGCUAAAAACCAGCUGACAUCAAAUCCAGAAAACACAAUUUUCGACGUCAAGAGACUUAUUGGAAGGAAGUUCGAUGAAUCAGCUGUACAAAAUGACAUAAGUCAUUACCCUUUUUCCGUUGUUAAUAAAAAGAACAAACCAUAUAUCGAAGUUCACGUUGGAUCAGAAGUCAAGACGUUUGCCCCAGAGGAGAUCUCUGCUAUGGUGUUAGGGAAGAUGAAAGAGUUUGCUGAAUCCUAUCUUGGCAAAAAGGUUACCCACGCAGUAGUCACUGUCCCAGCCUAUUUUAACGAUGCACAGCGCCAGGCAACCAAGGAUGCUGGCACAAUUGCUGGUUUGAAUAUACUCCGGAUCAUUAAUGAACCAACUGCUGCUGCGAUUGCUUACGGUCUAGAUAAGAAAGAUGGUGAGAAGAAUAUUCUGAUAUUUGAUCUUGGAGGUGGUACUUUCGACGUUUCACUACUUACAAUUGAGAACGGUGUGUUCGAAGUAGUUGCUACAAAUGGUGACACACAUCUUGGUGGAGAGGACUUCGACCAACGUGUUGUUGAUCAUUUCGCAAAGCUAUUUCUGAAAAAGAAAGGCAAAGAUAUUAUGACCAAUAAACGUGCAGUACAAAAACUGAGACGGGAAGUUGAAAAAGCCAAAAGAACUCUAAGUACAUACCCAUCUUUUACAUUAACAAUUGAGUCCCUUAUUGAUGGAGUUAAUCCGGAUGAAGCAGUUGCGUACGGUGCAGCUGUUCAGGGUGGCGUUAUUGGUGGUGUAGAAAACACUGGUGGCGUUGUGCUUUUAGAUGUAUGCCCAUUGACUUUGGGUAUUGAAACGGUCGGUGGUGUCAUGACGAAACUUAUUCCAAGAAAUACAGUUAUCCCAACCAAGAAGUCGCAGAUAUUUUCUACAGCUGCUGACAACCAGCCGACUGUCACGAUACAAGUUUUUGAGGGUGAACGGGCUAUGACAAAGUUCAAUCAUUUUCUUGGCAAGUUUGACCUGACAGGUAUUCCCCCGGCACUGCGUGGUGUUCCACAAAUUGAGGUGACAUUCGAGAUUGACGUUAACGGCAUACUGAGAGUUUCCGCAGAAGAUAAAGGAACCGGUAGUAAAAACAAAAUAGAAAUCAAUAAAGACCAACAUCGCUUAGAUGCAGAAGAAAUCGAAAAAAUGAUUAAUGAUGCAGAACAGUUUGCAGCUUCAGAUAAGAAGUUAAAAGAGCGUGUUGAUGCCAGAAAUGAGUUCGAAAGUUCUGUUUAUACUCUCAAAUCUCAGAUUUCAGACAAAGGCCAACUUGGGGAAAAACUUAGUGUUGAUGACAAGAAGAAAAUCGAGAAGGCUAUUGAGGAAGCUAUUUCAUAUUUAGACGGCAAUCCCCAAGCUGAGGCUGAAGAAUUGAAACAGAAAAAGAAAGCAUUCGAUGACAUUGUCCAGCCUAUAAUCUCCUCAUUAUACCAGCAGUCAGGAGCUCCUCCUCCAGCCCAGCCUGAUAUGGAAAGAGAUGAACUGUAA